Molecule: messenger RNA, 1547 nt
Organism: Gastrolobium bilobum
Lineage: Eukaryota; Viridiplantae; Streptophyta; Magnoliopsida; Fabales; Fabaceae
Product: lipoyl synthase, chloroplastic-like
Exons: 7
Coding region: 159-1259 (366 amino acids)
Biological process (GO): lipoate biosynthetic process
Cellular component (GO): mitochondrion; chloroplast
Molecular function (GO): 4 iron, 4 sulfur cluster binding; lipoate synthase activity
Source: RefSeq, a predicted model, not a curated record
ACUGUAAGUGCGGCAUAUUUCAAAAAUGGAAAGCGUUGUUGUGUUCACUUGCUUUGUCUGUAACUGCAACGUCUUCGUCUUGUUCCCUCCUUCAGCCACAGCAACACCUUUCGUAUGAGAAGAGAAUCAGAACCGCGUAUCCCUUCUUCCACGCUAAGAUGAUUCAGCAAUCGCUUUACAGGCCACCUUCGAUCUCGUUCUCAAUUACAUCUCCCAGAGCCCCAAAACGUUCCGUUUUCCAUAACCAUCUUCCUUCAACUUGGACAAUUCGAUGCGACGCUACGGAUUCAUCGGUGUCUCCACCGUACCCUGGUGGGUUGGGUCUGUACACGGGGAGGGACCCUAAUGUGAAGAAGCCAGAGUGGUUGAGGCAGAGAGCUCCUCAAGGUGAAAGGUUUCAACAUAUUAAGGAAUCUUUAUCACAUUUGAAGCUCAAUACUGUCUGCGAAGAGGCACAAUGCCCCAACAUAGGAGAGUGUUGGAAUGGAGGUGGAGAUGCUAUUGCAACUGCAACAAUCAUGCUUCUUGGUGAUACUUGCACUCGUGGAUGUAGAUUUUGUGCUGUGAAGACCAGCAGAAAUCCAGCACCUCCUGAUCCAAUGGAACCUGAAAAUACUGCCAAGGCCAUUGCAAGUUGGGGUGUGGAUUAUAUUGUCCUAACAAGUGUGGAUCGUGAUGAUCUACCUGAUGGAGGAAGUGGCCAUUUUGCUCAGACUGUCAAAACUAUGAAGAAUCUCAAACCUGAGAUCAUGGUAGAGUGUUUAACCUCUGAUUUUCGGGGUGACCUGAAGGCUGUAGAAACUCUGGUUCACUCAGGUUUAGAUGUCUUUGCUCACAACGUUGAGACAGUCAAACGGCUCCAAAGGAUUGUUAGAGAUCCUAGGGCUGGGUAUGAGCAAAGUCUGUCAGUUCUAAACCAUGCAAAACAUAGCAAGGAGGGUAUGAUAACAAAAACUUCUAUAAUGCUGGGCCUUGGAGAAUCUGAUGAUGAGGUGAAGGAAGCGAUGGCUGAUUUAAGGGCCAUAGAUGUUGAUAUUCUGACAUUUGGUCAGUAUUUGCAGCCUACUCCAUUGCACUUGACUGUCAAAGAGUAUGUUACUCCUGAGAAAUUUGCUUUCUGGAAAGAAUAUGGGGAGUCUAUGGGUUUUCGUUAUGUAGCUAGUGGGCCACUGGUGCGAUCUUCAUACAGGGCAGGGGAGCUGUUUGUGAAGACAAUGGUACGAGAGAAGGCCAAGAAUGCUGGUGGCUCAUUGUUAUAACGUUUGGCUCUGCGAUUAUGUAUAUUAUGCAACAACAGCUGACAAGAUUUUCGUAUGUGCAAUUGCUGCGGAGGAAAAUUGUUAGGUGCGCAGAGAAAAUAUAAUACCUUUUUUGAUAUCAAAUAGAUUUUCAAAUCGGCUUUAUGUAGUCUUUGGACCAGUAAUGUUUCUUAAUUUAAAUUAUUUAAUAAAUAAUUCAGAUAGGUAAUUUAGAAUUGAGAGUGUAAGAAAGGGAACAAAAUAUUUAAAAACAUCAUAUCGCCAGAGUAAUAAUUGAUUUAAUUAAAG